CUCGAUUGUUUUUGUGAAAUGCAUCAUGGAACCAUGAAAGCCGUGGUCCGUCGUCGAGACUCGAGAUGCCGCAAAGGUUUCUGGGUAUGCAGAGGGAGCCAUAUUUUUCCAAUAUCAGUUACGUGAAAAUACAGCGGAGGGAAAGCAUCUGCGGGAUGGAAUUUUUAUUGGUAUUGACGAAAUAGAGUGGAUUUUCAGGGUGAAAAUCGUGCGCGUGUUUCGGUCUGCAGGGUCAGAUUUGUCGCGCGUUGAGUGAUGUUUUUUUUUUUUUUAUUAUAAUUAAUAUCGUUACGUUAGUGUUUUGUUCCACGAUUAAGGUGAAGUUUUAGUGAAAACAUUGGUUCGGGACCGCGCAGGUGUUGGGAAGUUGUUUCGGCGACGGGGUUAACUUAACCGUGUUUCACAGUGCGAACGCGUAACGUAGCGCGACGUAACCGUAAUGUAACGGUGAUGACAUCGAUGUCAUAACAAUAUCAAUUGGUUAACAUAUUUUGUGCCCUAAUUAUAUCACGAUUCUGCACGUACACCGAUACGUGUAUAGAUGUAUAUACAUACAUAUACAAUAUACGUAUAUUGUGUAUUAAACCACGGUGUGUAAAGAUUAUACAUCCGUAGUGUGCAAGUGCAGCUCCUACUGGUCAGGGUUAAUAGAGUGCCAGUGCCGCUAUUGGAUUAUUUUCGUGUGUGAUGUCAACUGGAUUCAGUCGUUGUCUAGUUCGUACAUAUGCACCAAAUGCGCAAUUCAGAGGAUGCCGCAGGGACUAGAGGAGUGUCGGAGGCGUGCGCUGUGUAUACCAGUAAUGUUGGUGGCGCGGCGCCCUGCACUGCUGGACCUGGACCAUGGCCGGCAAGCCUGAGCAGAUCCCGUCUCACCCUGUUCCCUCCCAUCGCAACAAUCAGCACCAAUCGUCACUGCCAAAUAUACAGCAAAACAGUCUUCUAGUCUACGUUUCUGGUGAUAACUUUGCCUAUGCCACAGCGGUAGGUCAGAAUCCUCCCGUUGGUUACCAGCAGGGAUCCUACCACAAUGCCUUGCUGCAAUCGCAGGGACAAGUUUAUCCAGCUAAAACUUACCCGGGUAAAAAUAUCACCAAACAAAUAAAUUCGAUUGGAAACAAUGCCCUGUCGGAACACGAAGAAGGUAUCUCCAGAUCUCAAUCGUACUCCAUUGUCGACAGAGCCAACGACGAAAACAGGCAGAGACCGAUACCGAUACUUGCAACCAAUGGGACAGCUUACGAUCAGGCAACCCUGACCAACGGUCAUCGUUUGACGAGUCAUGGGAACGGGACAGAGAGUAGUCUGGCGGAUACGAAUAGUAGUAAAAGUCCAGGACUAAGCGGCAGCGAAGAGCCGUUUGGAAAAGCGACGAGUUCUGAUGAACAACGGAAAGUAUUUUCUAUGAGGGCGCCCCACAGGGUCAGCGGGGAGGCAUGCAACGCCGCCUACCCCGUGGCACAAUUGCCCGACGGGUACUUGCCGCCGGGUAAAAUCGCCACAUCACCAGGGGAGACGUGUUCAAGUGUCGUCAACGAAACUACUCCUAUUACUUUUGUUCAGCAUACCGGCGAGGAAGUUUAUUCUCCAAGUAGUUUAGUGAACGACCAUCGAGGCGUCGGUGUUAAGUGCGAGUUGAGUUCAAAUUCGAAUUCAAAUUCUCUUUCGAAUCAGACAUUGGAUUCUUGUCUGGAUAAUCAGAUCAGCUUGGGGAGCGUCGGGAGGUGCGAUUCUGUGCGAUCGGAUACAGCGGAAUCUACUUACAGCAGCCUAAGUAGCCCCGAAAGUCAAAGCCAGUCACAAGAGUCACUGUCAUUAAAUUCGUGUCCACAGCAGGCUGUGAGAUCAUUGUUGCCGAACAACGUGCAGCAUCAUGUUGUGUUGAAUAUGAACAGUGGUGCCGUGAAUCAGCAGCAACAACAAACAUCUGUUUCUGUUCCUCAGGGGUGGAAGAGGAUAUGCACUAACGGUGUCAUCAUAUAUAUCAGUCCAAGCAGUACGGCGCUGGGUUCGCUGGACCAGCUGAAAGAGUACCUGACAACCGCGGGAACCUGCAAGUGCGGCUUGGAGUGUCCGCUAAGGCCGGAGCUGGUUUUCAACUUCGACCCCAAGGUUGCAACGCGACCUUGGUGCCCGGACCAGGGCAAAACCAGGGAGAUGACAAAGCUCUGCAACCAUAAGAGGAAAUUGCUGCUCCCCGUUGCCGCCGCGAGUCCCGUCGCCUCCUCGACCGUCUCCUGCGUCCCGGCGCCUCCAGCCUCGCCGUCGCCUACCUCAUCCGACAAGUCCAAAAAAGACGGCCUUAGUAAGAGGAAGAAGAGAAAGUUGGCAAGCGCGGGAGGACUGUACUCUGGUGUUUCCGUUUCUCAGCUACUGGUCCAGCGGGAACGUGCCCUGGUAGCCUCUACAGGGACAGGUGUACAAGGCUCUCCAGUUUCCAACAAUCCGCAGGUAUGGCCGCCGAUCGCAAUACCGAAUCUGCAGAUUCAGCAGAAUAACCAAUCGAUCAAUCACCAACCUUUGAAUUCUCCAUCGCAGAGUCAGGACGUCACCGGCGCCGCGGCGGCUCGCACGCCUCAGCAGAGAUUGGGUCAACAUGGGAUGCCUGGGAUGGUGGUGGGCAAUCCUUUGAUAAUGAAUCAGCAGGGGAACAAUUUGAAGAAUAUGACCCAGCAACAACAACAGAUACUUCAGCAGCAGCAUCAGCAACAAUUGAUACUACAGCAACAACAACAGCAGCUAAUGCAACAACACAUAUCUCAGCAACAGCAACAACAACAACAGCAACAACAAAUAUUACAUCAUCAUCAGCAAAUGCAGCACAUGCAAAUACUUCAUCAGCAGCAGCAACAGCAACAGCAACAGCAACAGCAACAGCAGCAACAACAGCAUCAGCAGCAACAUCAGCAACACCAACAACCACAGCAACAACAAGGUGUUGUCAAUAACCAAAUCUCGCAGCAGUUGCCCACAUAUAUCAAUCACUUGAACCAACAGUCUUUACAUGUAAUGCAACAACAGCAUAUUAGUCAGCAGCAGCAACAGCAGCAGCAACUGCAACAGCAGCAGCUUCACCUGCAGCAGCUACAGAAACACAAUAUGAGCAUACAGCAGCAACAGCAACCACACAUUGCCCAAAGCUCGGAGCAGGCACAAACAACGAGUAAUUACGGAGCUCAGAAUCAGCCCGAUGCGUUUUUACAUCACAUAACACCACCUCAAAACCUAACGCAGACGCAGCUUCACCCUCAGCUGCAACAGCUCCACCAACAUCAAAUGCAACAGCUACAGCAACACCAGCACCAGCAGCAACCACCUCAGCAUUUGAUGCAGCCCCAAGCACCCGAGCAUUUUCAAAUGCAAAUUCAUCAACAACAGCAACAGCAGCAGCCACAGCAACAGCAACAAAUUCCACAGGCAUGCGCGCAGCCUCAGUAUCCAAAUCAAGCUUCGCAGUCAACUAAUCACCUGAAUGGGCAGGUUUUGAAUGUUAUGCAACAGUCAAACGCCGGUGCGAUUGCCAAUGGUGUUAAUAAUGGAGAGUCUCAGAAUCGGCAAAACAGACCGCCAACGAUUAGCGACGACGAUAUGAAUGCCAAACAAAUUCCGCAUCAGCAUCAUCCAAUGCACAGUCACGUAUUGCAGCGACAUCAUGUUCUACAAAAUUGUAACUUGAUACCUAAUGGCGUACCCACGGAAAACAUGCAACGAAUUUACCCGCAGCAUCAAGUACCGUAUCCGCUGAGACACUUUGAUUCAACGAAGGGUGUCGGAAUGGAUUCAAAGCCAGUGCAUCAACCAUUCGCCAAUGUGAAUCAUCCUGGUAGAAGUCCCAAUGGUAAUCAUGGCGCGGAAGCUCAGGCGGGCAUUGGCUCAAACGGACAGACGAUUGGCGCUCAAUUUAUUCCGAGACCCCCACCAUGGCAGCAGAAUAGAACAGUCGUAGCAGCACAUCAGUCGCCGCCUGUUUCUGUUCAGAAUAACUUAGUUUGCAAUACGUUUGAUCGGGUUCCGCCCUUGCAUCAUCAUAUACCACCAACACCUGCUUGGACUGAUGAACUUGCUCGCAAAAAAGCUAAAGCGAGUAAAUCGUUUGGUAAGAAACGACCCCACCAUUCAAUGGAGAUGAAAACUGCUGCUGUUGAUCAGUCAAAUCUUAGUUCCGGAGAUGAUUAUACUGAAAAAGCGCAGUCGAGUAAUCAAAUUGGUUCGACAGUCGCAAGUACUGGUCCUUCUUUUCUGGAGGAUCCCAGUGGGUACCUGGCUCAGCAAACUGCGCUUUUGAACAGUACAAUUUCGAGACAAACUGGUGUCAGUAGCUCUCACGUGACGAUUCUCAACAGCUCGAAAGUAUCUCAGACUACGCACAGUGCACACGUCCCUGGUAAUAAUGCUUAUCUUCCACAACCAAAGCCUUCCUCAGUAUCAAGCCCCAUCAACUCUUCCAUCUGUAAUAAUUCUGUUAAGAAUCACGCUACUUCUCCGAUAGUUGUUCACAGCAGCAUGACACCUACUCCGAUGAAUAAUGUUAUGGUUCCUGAGCACAGCCCUUGCCAAGGUUGCGUUUCCAGUGGUGAUACACAAUCGUAUACACAGGAUCAAUAUAAACACCAAUUUCACUGUCAAUAUGUCGUACAACCUGAUCAACGCGACGAUCCGGUAACUUCGUCCACAUUUGGCAUGGACAAACUGCCGACCAGUCAGCAAAUUGAUUCAAGGCCAAUUCAGGGAGGAACUGUUAGUACCAGUCAUGGAUCACCCAUGGGCAAUCAUAGCCCCGCGAAUUCCGAGACACCCGCAUCUUCGACAUCGGGUAUGUCUCAGCCAACAACGCCGCAGAGUCUCAUAUCGUCGCAACCUUCAACACCCCACAGUUACUCGCAACCUCCGACACCUCAUUCUCAUCAAACACCCGGGAACGUUUCUUCGCAGCCAUCUACACCUCAGAGUCAGCAACCUACUCAGUCGUCCUCAUCUUUACCGUUGACAUCAUCCCCGUUGUCUGCAUCACAAGAGCAACGCUCCGCAACACCAACAUGUUCCACUAUAGCGCCGUCUAGCACGGAUCCCCCUAGCGCUUCCCCACAGAUCGAAAUUCCCGUUCAAGUCUCUGAAACUUUGGCGCAGAUUUCUACCCAUUCAACAAAACGGCAAGUGUCAACAGGUCUUAGACAAUCUGCUGUUGAUGGCUAUCAACCCCAUCCUCAUACCAUUAACGUCGUAUCGCGUGGAUCGUUCAAUCCUUAUAGUGGCGCGUCAUCGGUAAUAACGACUAUGGCUAGUGGCCAUACUGCAAGUAGCAAUACAAUUACAUCCGUACUCGCGGGGAGAGCCAACACCGCAACGGUAUCAAUUAAUGCACCGUCUGUGUUGCCCAAUUCUGCUGUAUCUAAUAUACUCGUUUCUAGUAAGAAUCAACUUCAAAAUCAAUCCACCGUGUCAUCUUCGAAUACGCACGUGUCAUCGGCAACCUUACAUCACUCUGGCUCCAGUCCGAUUGUCUACAGUCAACCAACGACUGUCAGCGUGUCGAAAUCUCCAUUGGAAAUGGUUCAAAGCGUAGUUAGCAGCAUUCAGGUACCUCAGGGUACAUCUUGUUCACAAGCACAGCCACAAACACAUCAACAGAGCCAUCCACAAUCAAACGUGCAAGUCCACAAUGUCAUUCACACGUCGGCUGGUGUGCUCAAGCAUUCACCUGGAAAUACCUUACCUCCGGGCCACAUUUUGGUUUCCAGCGGUGGACAGUUGAUAAUGGCGAGUACAGGAUCAGGAAUAAGUGGAGUUAUGGCACCUCCACCACCCAAACUGAUAUCGAAUGCGAGUUCGAUGCCACCAAUGUCGGUCUCACCUAUGGUGACGAGUGUGACGGGAGCUGUCAGUCAAGUUAUUCCAGCAGUGGGAGUUGCUCAGCAAGUGAUUGGACAACCGACUGUACUUGUUAAUACCAUUCAGACGCCACUUCUCAUUCAACCAAGUGUAAUGACAAUGGAUGGUAUAGGGCAGAACGUUCAAAUUCCACACCUCACUGUGGCCACCGGAAACGUGUUGCAAAAUGCCCAGUCAAUAAUAGAAGCUAAUCAAGACGUUGCGAGAAAUGUUAAUGCCAAUCCAGGAGUCGUUAAUCGGCAGCCAGCACUGCUGUCUCCGGAAUCUGCAAUUAAUAAGAAAAAAGGAUAUAAAAAAAGAAAGGGAAAUUCUCAAACUGUGGCUUCUAUGCUUCACAUCUCAUCUUCACAACAAAAUACAGGAAUGCUGAUGCAAUCACAGUCAAAUUUUGCCCAACAAAAUUUCCAAACUCAAAGCAUAGGAGGUCCAAUGCUGCAAGCUCUCACAAUUGUUCCAGGGAAAGGCGGUGCUCCAGCUCAGCUUGUGAUGAAUGGUCAAGCAGGAACGGCAUCAACACAGUUUAAUACGCAGCAAAUAAUUACUAAUCCUCAACCAACUCAGCAAAUCAAUUUGUUACAGCCUGUUAAUCUGUUGAAUGGAGCUACAGGAAUGAUGCAGAAUUUCCCAACAAUCCAACAGUUCAUUGUACCAGGAAUUGGCAGCAUGGUUAUGUCAGCUGAUGGUACAGCGACACUACUGCAAGAUAAUAACUUGGGAAUGCAACUGCAAAUUCAGAAUGUAAACGGGCAGAAUGUGCUAACGCCAGUUCAAAGUCACAGUGGAAUAUUUAGUCCAGGACAGAGUAUUUUAGCUGCUGGGCCCGCUGGGAUGGUGAUUCGGGCACCGCAAGCAACAAGUGGAAAAAUCAUUCAGCAGCACAGUCCAGGAGCCCAAUUUUUGUCACCGAACAGUGGGCAGUUCCUUGUAAAUGGUACAACUUCGUUCGGCAAUCAGCUGAGCCCGAUUGUAGCUAAUGUUAGUCCGAACCAACAAGUAACAUUUAACACAUCUCAGGUUCGUCCUUCAAAUGUCCAAGGCCAGCAGGAGUUCAUCCAGAUGAAUGGACAAACGCUAAUGGUACCUUGCACCCCGGCAUCUAACAUAGCUGUUUCUUCUGCUUCCAAUCAGCAAAACACAACUUUUGUGCAACAGAAUACAACAAUUGUACAACAACAAACUACCAUGGUGUCAAACAAUCAAAUACCGAAUUUCCAGUCUGCAAAUACUAACAACGCUGCUAACAUAGAUUCCUCGCUAAAUUUAGACCAGCAUCAAUCGUAUAUUCUUAGUGGCGGCCUUGUUCAAGCAAAAUCACCCUCAUCUCCGAAAAGUACAGCUAGUUCGCCGCGUUGUGAACAAAAUAUCGAGCAGCAACAAUAUGUUUUAACAAGUACUAGUGCUCCUGUUGUUGAAAAAACAGCUCAACAAAACAGUCAGCACAGUCCGUUAAUGGCGAGGCAUUCAGUAUCCACGCAGACAGCAGGGAAUCAAGCGAACGUUGCACAAUCCACGUUGAUGCGGCAAGGAUCACCACCGGACACGACGACACAUAGUCCUGGAAAUAGCCAGCGUUCUAGUAGUCCUGCAGUGGAUACCACGACUCAUGGCGCAGCAUCACCAGCACCAUCUAUGGGAACAAGGCACCAUUCAUCUUCGACGCCAAUGGUUCACUGCGUGUCCAGUAGUGAACCUGACUCUGGCGAUACCCAAAUAGUGACUGAGGACUGGCGAGUCCAAGGAUUAGCGACGAAAGAAGUGAUGGUCGGACCACCUGGACACCAUGGAAAAACUUACGUUGAGUCGACGGUGACAACUGGGAUCCAGAUCUAUGCGUCAGAGACGUUGAAGCAGGCGGAAGGGGUGGUGAGCUCGGGAAGGUGCGAGGGCGCGGAACAUGCCCUCGGCCGUGGGAUCAAGCGAAAACUGGACUCCGUCCACUCCAUGCACUCUACUCUGCAUGAAGACCAGGAUGUAACCGAGGAUCAAAGAGAAGCUGGAAAUUCGUGGAAACUUGAGGUUGGUGAGCUAGUAUGGGGCGCAGCUCGGGGGAGUCCAGCUUGGCCUGGAAAAGUCGAGUCCUUGGGACCCCCGGGCAGCUUGCGCGUUUCGGUGCGUUGGUACGGGGGCAGCGGAACGCUCACCCAGGUCGAUGCUACUUCCCUCAAAUCUCUCUCCGACGGCCUCGAGGCACACCACCGUGCCAGAAAAAAGUUUAGGAAAAGUCGUAAAUUAAAUAUGCAACUGGAAAAUGCUAUUCAGGAAGCAAUGGCCGAGUUGGAUAGAAUGAGCGAAUCUCAGUCAAUAGCGAAAAGUACAACACGAAAGUGCAACAGACAAAGCGUAGCAUCGAAGGCGACAGGAUCGCUCAAGUCUGAUUCUAAGAAAGUACAGAAAAGAAAAGAUACAAAGUCAACAGAGACUACAAAAGCAAAACAUCAUAACCGGUGAUGCAUGGAGACUGUUGGUAACUCUAAUUUUCAAAAACAAAGUGGAUGGUAUGUAGUGUAUCUGUAAUGAUUAUUUAUAAAUGUAAUUAAUAAGCAGCAUCAAGGAAUAGCUAGAAUUGUACAUAUACUUGCCUAAUAUAACGAGAAUUCUGAUUGCAUAAUAGGUAAAGAAUGCUCAUAAAAAAAGAUAAAAUAAAGAAAUGAAAUAAUUAAUGAGUGUCAAAACACAGUGAUAUUAGUAUCUUGGAAUCAGUUAGUUUUCUGCAAAUAUUUGUCUCUGGAUAUUUUUCUUCCACUUAUAAUUUCGAUUGUUAAUUUCCUUAUUAUUAUUGUGGUUAUAAUUGGUAGUUUAUUUAGCUAUAUUGAUUGUGCUUGAUAAAUUUGUACAUUGUUUAUAUGUAAAAACUUAACUUUAUAACACCACCUCCACCACCAACGACGACAACAACAACAACAACAACAACAACAACAACAACAACAACAACAACAACAACAACAACAACAACAACAACAACGACAACGACAACAACAACAACAACAACAACAACAACAACAACAACAACAGCAACAGCAACAGCAACAGCAAAAGCAACAGUAACAGCAACUACAACAGUGUAAUUAUUAUGCCUGUGACGAACCCUGAAAAUUGUUUGUAAUUAUAUGUAAAUUUACUUAUUUUGAAUGAAUUAUAUAGUGUGUAUUUACUUAAUCGCAUAUUAGCAUAAUAUAAUUGUUAUAUCAAAUCACACGUUAAUAUUAAAAAAUAAUAUUUUUAUGCAAUUCAGUAAAAUACUGUCGUUUAGUGCAGUAGUUCUUAGUUAGUAUACAUGAAACGUACGAAAUUAUGUUGCUGAAAUAUAAUAAUGAUGUAUACCUAAUUACAACUAUUAUAAUUGACUACUGUAUUUUUAUUUUAUGUAUAUAUACUGCGUGGUAUAAAUGCGUGAAACUUUCGUCAGCGAGUAACAGGACACGUUUGAAAAAAGAUACAAGUUUGGAAAAAAUGCAGAAAUAUGUUUGACAAAUAAUACAUGUAUUUAAAAUAUACACACGCGCGCAUACACACACACACACACACAUACGCGCGUGUGUGUAUAUUUUUUCAAUCGCACACUGUUACUAACCGGUUAAAGUUGGACGCAUUUACAUUAACUUUGGCCACACACAUUUUUCUUUCUUCUUUUUACAUGAAACGAACAUGUCAGGGUCCAGCGGACUUUGUCGUUAUUUUCUUACUGCUGUUUGGUCUCUUAAUUAUUCUUUCUCGACAUUCGGAUACAACGGUGAAAAGCGUGGAGUCUAGGGAAAAGUUUUCCGUGAGUUAAACGAAACUUCAACUUGCCUAUUCUAAGCUGUAAUCGUAGGAGUGAAAUUUCUAAAAACUUAAAAGAAGAACGGGGUUCGCGUGGACCCUGUUAUACCUAUAUGUCUGGAGUUGAUCACAUGCUAAAGUUUUGAGAGAAUUGUUAAGCCAAGCAAAAUAUUCUAAUUACAUAUUUAUUGCAGUGCUGCAUUUCGAACAUCCACUUAAUCAAUAUGGGCAAUAUACGGGAUCAAUCAUUCGUACUUUCCGUAGGGGAUCCUCGAGUGAAAGCAAGAGCACCUUAUUCUUCAUGAAUCCCACAACAGGCUUUCCGUUAGAGUCGACAUAGCCUGCUACUUACUUGCUAUCUGACCCUGAAGUGAGACAGAGAGUUACUUACGUGGGAUUCACCUAGAAUCAGGUCUUACUUGCUCUCGCAGAUUCUCUACGAAGGGUAAGGAAUGAUUGCCGUUUAUACAGAUUCGUUUGAAUUAUUCCGCACCGCGUGCCGUGCUAAUUUCAUGCUUCAUUGUGUCUCAUGGAAUGUAAACAUUUCCAUCUGUCCUUUUGUUUGUUUUCUUUUCCCUUUAUUACCGAUGCAUAAAAACCGAGACUGAAUGAUCAUACAAUUCUUUCUUUUUUUCUUUACAAUAGAGUUCGUGCUCAAGCAGAGAGAAACCUCAUAUUGAGAAUUUUCAUACUUGUCUAGUUGAGGAAUUAUAGGUACCUAUAUUUAUUGGUAGAUGUAGAAAUAUUUCAAUGAUAUCUUACAUAUGUUUUUACAUAUUUCGUGUUUUCCUAUUUGUACUUUCGAUAUAAUUUGUGAAAGUACUUCAUUUCAAAAGUCGUUAUUGAGGCACAAACAGUAAGAGCAACAAUUUUUUUUUUCACUAAUUAACGAGCCACUGUUGAAUGUAGUAGAAUAAAUAUUAUUCGACUUUAAUGAACAUGUUGUAUUCACAAUACGAUAAAUUGAUCUUCGAGAAUUCAUUUCCUCUGAAGAUAGCUCUUUGCUUAUAUCAACACUGGCAGACAAUAAAUAAUGAAAUGCAAAUAUCAAAGUAAUUUUGUAUGAUUUUCAAUGUGUCAAGAAAAUGGCAUCUAUGUGUAUGUAUAUUGUGUAAUUACCAUUAUUCCAUUGCUUAUCGUAUUCAAUAUCUGUAAUAAAUACGGUGAUUAGGUACUACAAUAGGCACCGAUAGAACGGGAUGAUAUGUGGCACAACGAAUUAAAAAAUACAUCAUUCUCGUUACGCAAUUAUUAAUUUCCAUAUAUUUUUUACCAAUACAAUCGAUGAUUGUGACAAACGUAUCGAGCGACAUAUUGCGUUAGCAUUAGUGUGGAGAAUCAUUUUAGCCUAAUAUAAAUCAAAAGUUACGAGUAAAGUUUAUGUGAAAUAUUAGACGAAUACCUUGUAAACUCAACUAAGUCGGUAAAUCAGAACGGAGGCGUACUAUUUAUUUAACAAUAACAAGGAAUACCUUAGAUUUUUCAUUCGAUUCGUAGUAUAGUGACCGAAAUUUUUAAUGUGAGGUAAUUAUCGAUACGCAUUUUGAUGCCAUUCUAAAUAAUAGUGUCAUUAUUUAGAGAAAUUCUCAUCAAUUCUUGCACCUAAUUUGCAAAAGUAAGGUCUCCGCACAAACGUUAUGGCCAUUAUGUUUUGGUCAAGCGAGCUGGUUUUAUCACAUUUUGUAAUUUUCUACAAUAAAUGGGAAAUCAGACGAUUUUAUAAAAACUUGAUGGCCGUAAAGUUUCAUCGGAGUUGGUUCUUUGUAACAAUCUUUAAAGAGAUAUUGAUGUGCUUGGAAUACAUUUUGCAACGCACAUUUAGGCGUCUGUAUGACUACAGUUUUUUUCCUCAACAUCGAGUCUAGUGAAUGGUAUGGAUAUGCAACUAUACUAUCCGUUAGUUAGUGUCUGUUGGAAUUGGUUAUUGACCAAUACAUGUCAGUAUGAUCAAAAGUCAUACUGUAAUAAGGAAGGAUAACCAACGUUACGUAUAAAUUUUUGAAUUGAGUUUCAUUGGUAGUUACGAAUUCUCAUUUGCUGUGGGUAUCAAGUACUGUCCUAUAACAUAUAUAUUUAUGAUGUAAGCUUCUCCGUAAAAUAUCUAACUUCUGGUUGAAUUACUGAUUAUCCGAAUAAAGGUAUACUAAACUUAUUUCAAAGUGAGCACACGUGUAUCAAUGGCUCAGUUGGCUGGAGAUAUCUGUACACUUGUGACGCAUAGGUCACACAGCUUUUUGAUAAUUCUUAAGAUGAUUUUGGAGACUCCAAACUAGGGGCUUCUUACAUUACAGUUUGUUCCAAGUAUUUGCACUACUAUAAAUAUUGCGUAGAAUGUUAUGAUUAUGCGUAAAAGGGCCUUAGAGUAUUUAUUGUGAAUCAAAAUAACUAAUAAAUAAUAUUUAAAGUAUAUUUAAAAAUAAGAUAGACGAUUAAUCUGUACAAUGCAUUUGUUUUUUUGUUUUUCGUUUUUGCAUUACAGCGGGGUGCGCACACACACAUACAUGCAAAUUUAAUGCGUUGACAUAUCAACCAAGCAUUUGAACACUAUUCUAACAGGAUUACAAUACGUACUAGUAACACUUUUAACUUGACUCCCAAUAGCAGGAAAAUAUUUGUAAGAAACACAAUACGAUUAUUUAGUGACUAAUGUCUAUUUAGUGUAAUUAACGAAUGAUGUCUUGUGAAAACAGUGGUCCAACAUUUUUAUUAUUCGAAACGAAACACAAUGACGAAAAAAGAAAAGAAAAUAUGCUAAGCAAUGUUCACAAGAUAUAGGGACAGCCUUAACUAACGUUUAAUCGCACUCACGUCUUUACAAGGCACGACAUACUUAUGCUGCAUUAUUUUUAACCAUAUUUUCGUUUACCAGCCAGUUCAUUUACCUAAGUUUAGGUAGUCAAUUGCUUGCAAAAGCUAAAAUUUUCGACUAAUUUUACGGUUUAGUGAAAACAAUUUAUGCACAGCGUCCGAUCAGAGUUUUCAAUUGAACGUAUAUUUUAAGCUGAGGCGUUUUUGUGUUCUUUAAUAUUAUUCAUUUAUUUUUUCUUUAUUUAAAUUCCAAGCACAUAUAAAGUACAUCAUAAGCCAUAUUACUUGUAAACGUAUGUUUCACCGUUUAUUUCAAAACCAAGUUCACGUUGCGGGUAUUGAAGUCGAAUUGGUGAAAAUAUAUUCUCUUGAAUAAAGUAAGUGAACAAUGAUAUGUUUAAUGCUUCGUACAGUAUAAGAAAACAGCAAGCAGUACCAUUUACCUCAGAGACAGAUACAGAAAUCAAACAUCAUUAUCAACUGCAUAUUAUACCAUAAUCUCGUGAUUAAUUGUACAUGCUAUUUAUUGUAAAUAAUUACAGGUAAUAUUUAUUAUAAUGACUGUACUAUAUAUAUAUGUUAAUAACAAUACAACUACGCAUUGAAUGUAUAACUGUAGUGUUUAUACGUCGAAUAUGUGAAUAUGUAUAUGAACUUAUAUUCACAGAGAUUGUAGAUCUAGGCAGCGGGCCGAUUUAUUAUUUACAAACAAUUGACAGGUGAUGAUUUCUAUAUACCUCUAUACACACAAUGAAUUUUUUUGUUCUACUCGUACCGAGAACUGCAUGCAUUUCGUAGAAUCAGAAUCAGAUACACAGAUACAAACGUUACAUUAUAUUGACAAACAAGAGAGAAGAAGUUUCCUCAAUAAGUAUAUAAAUAAAAUCAGUGUUGUCGAUCAUCAGAUUACAGCUGUAUAAAGUGUAUGUAGUAAAUUUUAGAAAUUAGGUGAGAAAUGGUGGCAAAGUAAUCAUUUAUUGCGUUGAACUGUAACCAAGAGAAUAAAUAAAACUUGAAACUAUGACGAUUAAUCGCGAUGUGUCGCACGUUUGGCCCAACUUUCGGGUGGUGCUAUCGUACAUAGGAAUCACUAAUUUAAACGAUGUGUCGUUAUGUUCAAAGGAAUGCCUGCUUUGGUAACCGGUAACGCCGAUUCAAAUAGAAUUACAUGGAAUAGGUGUAUUCGUAAUCUCUCCGAUCGCUUUAUAGAAAUAUUAUCGUACUGUGCACGGGCUGGUGCGAAGAUGGAAAUGAAUUUGAGAGAGAAAAUCAACAUUAUGUAUGUAUAUUAUCAUGAUUGUAUUAUGAAAUAUAUAAUGUAAUUAUACGUAUAUGAUAUAAUAUCAACUAUCAAUGGUAUUUAACGGAAUAAGAGAUAAUAAUUUUAUAUUUACAAUAUAGAACUUGAAAUCUAUGAGUGUAUAAUAAUAUCUACUACUGUAUUAAGGAAUUCCCUGCAUAAGGUGAUAUAGUAAAAAGCUAUCUUAUUUAAUAUUUGGCAUAAUAUUUAUACAUAUGUAAGAGAUAGAGUAUAAAGUAUAAAACGAGAUGAAAACACUGAAACAGAAGAGAGUUCAGAGGUACGUACUCCGUUGCAAAGAAAUAUGAAGCUAUGUGAUCCAUUAGUAGCUUUCAGUCGUGAAGACUUAUAUGUACUUUAUUUUGUAAAUUUUGUUUAUACAAUAAUUGAUCAUUCACGCAUAAUACUAUUGUAUGUGAAAUAUGAGUUAAUAAAACAUUGAAAUAUUGAGUUA
Molecule: messenger RNA, 14207 nt
Organism: Neodiprion fabricii
Lineage: Eukaryota; Metazoa; Arthropoda; Insecta; Hymenoptera; Diprionidae
Exons: 11
Coding region: 841-8334 (2497 amino acids)
Cellular component (GO): nucleus; chromocenter
Molecular function (GO): chromatin binding; DNA binding
Source: RefSeq, a predicted model, not a curated record